CUGAUGGCAGAUAUUACCGUCUGAAUCUUCAGAUAAAAGGACUGGAAGAUGGAUCUUUAUUUAGACGGCUUCCAGUUCUAAGUGUUAGUAGAAAGCAGCAACAAAUGGCUUUAGAAAAACUGGAAGGAGUAAUUGAGCGAUGUCGUGGUCUACCUGAAAAGGAAUUUAAAGAAGAAGAUCACAUCAUUUUUCAGUCAGCAUCCUGCCAAUGCCUGGAAGAAGGGCAAGCAACUAGACUUUUAGAAAUUCUACAAGAUGAGAAAAACAAGGAUUUUGUUAUCUGCAUGGGCUGGAAUUUUGUUGGGCCCAUUGUCAGUUGUGCUUUGAAAGACCAGCAAGAAACUGAGCACAAGGAAAGCUGCUUAAAAAUACUCAACCAUGUAGUACAGAUAAGUAACCCAAAGGAGCUUCUCGUGGGUCUAUUUGAACAGAUUGAGGCGGCUGUUGGAAAUAAUAUAGCCAAAACAAUCCUAUUACUCCUGCAGCCACUUCAGAGAGUGCUGUUAAAGUUGGAAUGUAAAAAGGCAUAUUUUGUGGGGCUCUCUCUUGCAACUAUUCAUAGCCAACUCUCCAAACUACCUGUACCUUAUUCAAAUGAGCAACGUAAACAGGAUGAAUAUGGACUUUGCAAGUGUUGCAUGGCUGUAACCUCUUUUAUUAAACCAUUUGUGGAUGAAGUGAGUCACACAACAGAAUCUGAGGGAAACCCUUUCCGUACUGAGCUAAAGGAUGAACUACUGAAAUUUUGCAUGAAAAGUUUGGAAUAUCCACUGCUGACAGCACAAUUACAUCCAUUAACUGAAGAGAUUGAAGACAACUCGUUGAGAACUUUUGCUGCUGAAAUUGUGGUUUACCUAUUAGCAAUGGGUGAGUCGCUUCCUGUGUUGAUGGCUCAUCAGUUGCUACUAUCCAGAAAAACAUUGCAAGAGAUUGACCCUCUAAAGGGAGAUGUGAAAUACCCUACAGAUUCGCUGGCAAGCUUGGCAUAUCUUCUAUUUGUUCAGCAUAUUGGUAUUGAUCAAUUUCCAGCUAUAUACAGUCCUGAAUACCUGCUUCUAUUUAAUAUGGAAUAUAUAGCUGCACUAAUUAGCAAGACAGAAGAGUCCAUUUUGUCUAAAGGUCUGGAAUUAUUUGAACAUUGCUUAUUAACAAUUGAAGAUAAUCAUCUCUCUCAUAAGUAUUUGGAAAUGAAGAGUAUUCUUAGUGUUCCUCAGGAUUUAGUGAAGGUGAUGACUCUCUGUCCCAUUGAACAUUUGCGAAAAUGGAGCCUAAAGAUAUUUCAGCAGCACAUAGACAAGUUUGAUCCAGAAGGAAAAUACAAAUUAUUUAGGUGCCUGUUUAAAACUAGCCAACAUGCUGGCGUACAAGGUUAUGUUAUACAAAAUCUUAAAAAUCAGAUUGACCUAGCAUUGAAGCCUGGCAAUGAAAAUGUGUGGUUCUCAGGACCACAAUUGAUUCCUUUACUUCAUUCAGUCCUUUCACUUCCUGAAGGAGCAGAAACAGACUUGCUUCAAAAUUCCGAUAGGAUCAUGGCAUCGCUGAAUCUUCUAAGGUACCUUGUAAUUAGGGAUAAUGAGUGGGAGAAUCAAACUGGAUUAUGGACUAAUCUUUUCUGGAUUGAUUGCUUCUUGAAACCACUGCGCACUGCUUUGAAUAUGUCUAGGGCUCAUUAUGAAGCAGAGAUGAGAAACAAAAGAGAGAACCAGAAAAUCAAAGAUACCGCUGAAUGUGAAACGCAAUGUUCGUUGACAGUUGGUGGUAAAAAGUUACCAAAAAUGACCACAGCUAUGCAGUUGGAGGUUCUGCAGUCAGCUAUCUACACAUUUGAUGUAAUGGAAAGUGUACAAGCACGCAUAGAGGAGCUAGUUGAGGCAAAGAUGAAAUCCCGAGCAGAAGAGACAAAUGUGGCCAGUGACGCUUCAUCGUUUAUUUAGGGAACAGUGUGAAAAUUGGGAGAACAUAAUUUCUGACUUCCUAGUUUCAACUAGAGGAUUUCACUUUGAAUGCUCCUCUUCAAGCCAGUCUUUAUGCAGGAUAAUUUCAAAUACUUUCAUCAGGUAUUCAUAUUAAAGAGGUCAUAGA
Molecule: messenger RNA, 2082 nt
Organism: Hemiscyllium ocellatum (epaulette shark)
Lineage: Eukaryota; Metazoa; Chordata; Chondrichthyes; Orectolobiformes; Hemiscylliidae
Gene: glmna
Product: glomulin, FKBP associated protein a
Exons: 19
Coding region: 105-1934 (609 amino acids)
Cellular component (GO): cytoplasm
Molecular function (GO): ubiquitin-protein transferase inhibitor activity
Source: RefSeq, a predicted model, not a curated record